This is a messenger RNA of Condylura cristata (star-nosed mole), 5098 nucleotides long. It is a transcript of the gene PTPRT, whose product is annotated as protein tyrosine phosphatase, receptor type, T. Gene Ontology annotation, cellular component: membrane. NCBI's taxonomy places the organism in Eukaryota, Metazoa, Chordata, Mammalia, Eulipotyphla, Talpidae. The record is from RefSeq and is a predicted model, not a curated record. The transcript has 31 exons. Gene Ontology annotation, biological process: protein dephosphorylation. The coding region runs from base 1 to 4350 and encodes 1449 amino acids. Gene Ontology annotation, molecular function: protein tyrosine phosphatase activity; protein binding.
AUGGAGCAAGCUUCAGACAUGUGGAUGUAUUUACCCAUAUCUCUUUUUUCUACAGGCGGCUGUUCCUUUGAGGAACACUACAGCAACUGUGGUUAUAGUGUGGCCCUGGGAACCAAUGGGUUUACCUGGGAGCAGAUUAACACGUGGGAGAAACCAAUGCUGGACCCAGCAGUACCCACAGGGUCCUUCAUGAUGGUGAACAGCUCUGGAAGGGCCUCUGGCCAGAAGGCCCACCUCCUCCUGCCAACUCUGAAGGAGAAUGACACCCACUGCAUCGAUUUCCAUUACUACUUCUCCAGCCGCGACAGGUCCAGCCCCGGGGCCUUGAACGUGUACGUCAAGGUGAAUGGCGGACCCCAAGGGAACCCCGUCUGGAACGUGUCAGGGGUCGUCACCGAGGGCUGGGUGAAGGCAGAGCUUGCCAUCAGCACCUUCUGGCCACAUUUCUACCAGGUGAUAUUUGAAUCCGUCUCUCUGAAGGGUCAUCCUGGCUACAUCGCCGUGGACGAGGUCCGGGUCUUGGCUCAUCCAUGCAGAAAAGCACCGCACUUCCUGCGACUCCAAAACGUUGAGGUGAACGUGGGGCAGAAUGCAACGUUCCAGUGCAUUGCUGGCGGCAAGUGGUCUCAGCACGACAAGCUCUGGCUCCAGCAAUGGAAUGGCAGGGACACAGCCCUCAUGGUCACCCGCGUGGUCAACCACCGGCGCUUCUCGGCCACGGUCAGUGUGGCAGACACGGCCCAGCGGAGCGUGAGCAAGUACCGCUGUGUGAUCCGCUCGGACGGCGGCUCCGGCGUGUCCAACUACGCAGAGCUGAUCGUGAAAGAACCUCCCACUCCUAUCGCCCCCCCAGAGCUGCUGGCUGUGGGGGCCACGUACCUGUGGAUCAAGCCGAACGCCAACUCCAUCAUUGGAGAUGGCCCCAUCAUCCUCAAGGAGGUAGAAUAUCGCACCACCACGGGCACCUGGGCCGAGACCCACAUUGUUGACUCCCCCAACUACAAGCUGUGGCAUCUGGACCCCGAUGUGGAGUAUGAGAUCCGGGUGCUGCUCACACGACCAGGAGAGGGAGGCACGGGCCCCCCAGGACCUCCCCUCACCACAAGAACCAAGUGUGCAGACCCGGUGCACGGCCCACAGAACGUGGAGAUUGUGGACAUCCGGGCCCGGCAGCUGACCCUGCAGUGGGAGCCCUUCGGCUAUGCGGUGACCCGCUGCCACAGCUACAACCUCACGGUGCAGUACCAGUACGUGUUCAACCAGCAGCAGUACGAGGCCGAGGAAGUGAUCCAGACCUCCUCCCACUACACCCUGCGCGGCCUGCGCCCCUUCAUGACCAUCCGCCUGCGGCUGCUGCUGUCCAACCCGGAGGGCCGGAUGGAGAGCGAGGAGCUGGUGGUGCAGACCGAGGAGGACGUUCCAGGAGCUGUUCCUCUAGAAUCCAUCCAGGGGGGGCCUUUUGAGGAGAAGAUCUACAUCCAGUGGAAACCCCCCAAUGAGACCAAUGGAGUCAUCACACUCUAUGAGAUUAACUACAAGGCUGUUGGCUCCCUGGACCCAAGUGCGGACCUCUCCAGCCAGAGGGGGAAAGUAUUCAAACUCCGGAAUGAAACCCACCACCUCUUCGUGGGUCUUUACCCAGGUACCACCUACUCCUUCACCAUCAAGGCCAGCACAGCGAAGGGGUUUGGACCCCCUGUCACCACGAGGAUCGCCACCAAAAUUUCAGCUCCGUCGAUGCCCGAAUAUGACACAGACACCCCGCUGAAUGAAACGGACACCACCAUCACAGUAAUGCUGAAGCCUGCUCAGUCACGGGGAGCCCCUGUCAGUGUUUAUCAGCUGGUUGUCAAGGAAGAGCGACUUCAAAAGUCACGAAGAGCAGCUGACAUCAUUGAGUGCUUUUCGGUACCUGUGAGCUACAGGAAUGCCUCCAACCUCGAUUCUCUGCAUUACUUUGCUGCCGAGUUGAAGCCAGCCAACCUUCCUGUCACUCAGCCAUUUACAGUGGGUGACAAUAAGACAUACAAUGGCUACUGGAAUCCUCCUCUUUCUCCUCUGAAAAGCUACAGCAUCUACUUUCAGGCACUCAGCAAAGCAAAUGGAGAGACCAAAAUCAACUGUGUUCGUCUGGCGACAAAAGCACCAAUGGGCAGCGCCCAGGUGACCCCGGGGACUCCACUCUGCCUCCUCACCACAGGAGCCUCUACUCAGAAUUCUAACACAGUGGAGCCAGAGAAGCAGGUGGACAACACUGUGAAGAUGGCCGGUGUGAUCGCCGGCCUCCUUAUGUUCAUCAUCAUUCUUCUGGGUGUGAUGCUCACCAUCAAAAGGAGAAGAAAUGCUUAUUCCUACUCCUAUUACUUGAAGCUGGCCAAGAAGCAGAAGGAGACACAGAGUGGAGCCCAGAGGGAAAUGGGACCCGUGGCCUCAGCCGACAAACCCGCCACCAAGCUCAGUGCCAGUCGCAACGAUGAAGGCUUCUCCUCUAGCUCUCAAGAUGUUAAUGGAUUCACAGAUGGCAGCCGUGGGGAGCUGUCCCAGCCCACCCUCACCAUCCAGACACACCCCUACCGGGCCUGCGACCCCGUGGAGAUGAGCUACCCCCGGGACCAGUUCCAGCCCGCUAUCCGGGUGGCGGACCUGCUGCAGCACAUCACGCAGAUGAAGAGAGGCCAGGGCUAUGGGUUCAAGGAGGAGUAUGAGGCCUUGCCAGAGGGGCAGACAGCUUCAUGGGAUACAGCCAAAGAAGAUGAAAACCGCAAUAAGAAUCGCUAUGGGAACAUCAUAUCCUAUGACCACUCCCGAGUGAGGCUGCUGGUGUUGGACGGAGACCCCCAUUCCGACUACAUCAACGCCAACUACAUUGAUGGAUACCAUCGACCUCGGCACUAUAUUGCAACUCAAGGUCCAAUGCAGGAGACCGUAAAGGACUUUUGGAGAAUGAUCUGGCAGGAGAACUCGGCCAGCAUCGUCAUGGUCACAAACCUCGUGGAAGUGGGCAGGGUGAAGUGUGUGCGGUACUGGCCAGAUGACACAGAGGUGUACGGCGACAUUAAAGUCUCCCUGAUUGAAACAGAGCCUCUGGCAGAAUACGUCAUCCGCACCUUCACGGUCCAGAAGAAAGGCUACCACGAGAUCCGGGAGCUCCGCCUCUUCCACUUCACCAGCUGGCCCGACCAUGGCGUUCCCUGCUAUGCCACUGGCCUCCUGGGCUUCGUUCGCCAGGUCAAGUUCCUCAACCCCCCUGAGGCUGGGCCCAUCGUGGUCCACUGCAGUGCUGGAGCUGGGCGAACAGGCUGCUUCAUUGCCAUCGACACCAUGCUCGACAUGGCUGAGAACGAAGGGGUGGUGGACAUUUUCAACUGUGUGCGGGAACUUCGUGCCCAAAGAGUCAACCUGGUACAAACAGAGGAGCAGUACGUGUUCGUGCAUGAUGCCAUCCUGGAGGCCUGCCUGUGCGGCAACACCGCCAUCCCCGUGUGCGAGUUCCGCUCCCUCUACUACAACAUCAGCAGGCUGGACCCCCAGACCAACUCCAGCCAGAUCAAAGAUGAGUUUCAGACCCUCAACAUCGUGACCCCCCGUGUCAGGCCUGAGGACUGCAGCAUCGGGCUCCUGCCCCGGAACCACGAUAAGAACCGGAGCAUGGACGUCCUGCCCCUGGACCGCUGUCUGCCCUUUCUCAUCUCUGUGGAUGGCGAGUCCAGCAACUACAUCAAUGCAGCACUCAUGGAUAGCCACAAGCAGCCUGCCGCCUUCGUGGUCACCCAGCACCCGCUACCCAACACCGUGGCGGACUUCUGGAGGCUGGUGUUCGACUAUAACUGCUCCUCCGUGGUGAUGCUGAACGAGAUGGACACUGCCCAGCUCUGUAUGCAGUACUGGCCCGAGAAGACGUCGGGAUGCUACGGGCCCAUCCAGGUGGAGUUCGUCUCUGCAGACAUUGAUGAGGACAUCAUCCACAGAAUAUUCCGCAUCUGCAACAUGGCUCGGCCCCAGGAUGGGUAUCGCAUAGUCCAGCAUCUGCAGUACAUCGGCUGGCCCGCCUACCGGGACACACCACCCUCCAAGCGCUCUCUGCUCAAGGUGGUGCGGCGGCUGGAGAAGUGGCAAGAGCAGUACGAUGGCCGGGAGGGACGUACCGUGGUCCACUGCCUAAACGGGGGAGGCCGCAGCGGGACCUUCUGUGCCAUCUGCAGCGUAUGUGAGAUGAUCCAGCAGCAAAACAUCAUCGACGUGUUCCACAUCGUGAAAACACUGCGCAACAACAAGGCCAACAUGGUGGAGACCCUGGAACAGUAUAAAUUUGUAUAUGAAGUGGCACUGGAAUAUUUAAGCUCCUUUUAGCCCAGAGGGACAGGGAACCUGCCAGAGUCCAGAGACGGCCACACCCUCUUUUCCGUGAAUGGCAGCGAUGGGGCCGGGGGCUGAGAUGACGCCUGCCCAACUCCGAGAAGACUGGUGGUCUGAGGUGGGCUCUGCACCUCGAGGACUCUCCUGUAGCUGUGGGAGAUGCUGUUCUACAACACCCAGGCUUCCCUGCCACACCAAGAGGCCACAGCCCCCGACCCCAGCAGAAACGCACCCACAGCAAGCCCCUGGAUUCUUUGGUCCCCAGAACUCUGCCUUUUGCCCUUUCUCAAGUUUGUGAAUCUCCUGGCAAGUCAGCUGUGUGGGUGCUGGGGAGUCACAGGCUCGGGGGCACGUCCCCUCCCCACUUCGUGGGAGUGGAGGGAAUGUGCAUUCUUCUCCUCCCAGCUGUCGUGGGAAUGAUUUGGCUCUUGGGGGCGAUGCUCUGCUGCCCCCUACAAUCUCCUUCAGGGACCCCUGGCCCUGGACAACUGCCUGUCUGGAUCAGUGUGACCUUGGGGUGCGCCUGAGACCACAGCAGAGGCCCCCUCCCCCACCUCCCCUGCAUGGGGCUUGGCCCACUACCACGCUACACCCCUGCUCAGGCCUGGGUCUCGACCCUCUGCCUUUCGCUGGCCAGCCCACAGUGCCCAUGCGCUCUUCAGUAGGCUUGACUUUGCUUUCCUGUGGACAGUGGGAGGGGCUGGAACUGCAAAACACUCGGCUGUCCCCUGAGCCCCCCCAU